Lampris incognitus (smalleye Pacific opah) is the source of this 1131-nucleotide messenger RNA. It is a transcript of the gene sgms2a, whose product is annotated as sphingomyelin synthase 2a. Gene Ontology annotation, biological process: sphingomyelin biosynthetic process; ceramide biosynthetic process. The record is from RefSeq and is a predicted model, not a curated record. Gene Ontology annotation, cellular component: Golgi membrane; endoplasmic reticulum membrane. Gene Ontology annotation, molecular function: sphingomyelin synthase activity; ceramide cholinephosphotransferase activity. The transcript has 5 exons. The coding region runs from base 1 to 1074 and encodes 357 amino acids. Lineage: Eukaryota; Metazoa; Chordata; Actinopteri; Lampriformes; Lampridae.
AUGGCAUCACAGGAGCUCCUGGAUGAGCGGGACCAUGCCCCUGAGAAUAUAAACCCAGCUAUGGAGGGUGAUCCUCCGCCCAACAGUGGUAAAGCCUGUCCUGUACACAACCCUGCCACGGAGGAUACCAAGCGGGGCUUCCGGAAAGGAAUAGGGAGGCACAGGGACUACGUGAAGAUCUCUGUGCCUGACUCCAAGGUCAAACGUCUGCCCAUGGAGUGGUGGAAGACAGCUAUCGCAUUUUUUUAUGCUGGUUUCAACUUGGUUCUGACAACGGUUAUGAUCACAGUGGUGCAUGAGAGGGUCCCACCCAAAGAGAACAGCCCACCACUCCCUGAUAAAUUUUUUGACUAUAUUGACCGGGUCAAGUGGGCAUUUACAGUAACUGAGAUCAACGGCAUUGUUCUGGUGACCAUCUGGAUUAUCCAGCUUUUCUUCUUCAGAUACAAGUCAAUAGCCAGCAGACGGUUCUUCUUCCUGAUUGGCACCCUGUACCUUUACCGCUGUGUCACCAUGUACAUCACUACCCUGCCUGUGCCUGGAGUGCACAUGACUUGUGCACCUAAAUUGCAUGGAGAUUCACAGGCCAAGAUCCAGCGUAUUCUCCAGCUGAUCUCAGGUGCAGGUCUGUCCAUGACAGGCUCCCAUCUGAUGUGUGGAGACUUCCUCUACAGUGGCCAUACUGUAAUGCUCACCCUCACCUACCUCUUCAUCAAGGAAUACUCGCCUCGGUCUUUCUGGUGGUACCACCUGAUGUGCUGGCUGCUGAGUGCUGUCGGGGUGGUGUGCAUCCUGGUGGCCCAUGAACACUACAGCGUGGAUGUGGUCGUUGCCUACUUCAUCACCUCUCGUCUCUUUUGGUGGUAUCACACCAUGGCAAACUUACAGACCCUAAAAUGCUCACCCAACAACUACCUCACCAACACCUGGUGGAACCCCGUCUUCAACUUCUUUGAGAGGAAUGUGCAAACGUCGGUCCCCUGUUCCUACAGCUGGCCCUUUACCUGGCCUCCGGCCUGCUUUAAGAACCCUUGUAAGAAGUAUUCUAUGGUGCAGAGCACCCGCGAGGAGUAGCAGCACCCAUCGCCCUAACAAGGCAUUCACCACUAUUGUUGCUUGAACAUCCAGCAG